Molecule: messenger RNA, 1272 nt
Organism: Nasonia vitripennis (jewel wasp)
Lineage: Eukaryota; Metazoa; Arthropoda; Insecta; Hymenoptera; Pteromalidae
Exons: 2
Coding region: 847-1233 (128 amino acids)
Source: RefSeq, a predicted model, not a curated record
CUUCUCCAUUUUUUUGCAUUGGAAAUUCUGCGAUGAAAUCAGAAUUAACUUUUAAAGCAUUAUACUCUUUUAGACAUGCUUUUGCCUUAUCUUUGAAUAGCAGUUGUGCAUCAUCCAAAAAACUUAAAACGUCCACAUGUUUUAAGUUCACUACUACACCAGUCCGUAUUCGGUUUUCAAAAGCCGACUGUACAUCUCGCCACUAAACUCUAGCAUCAGUUUCCUCGGAUUCUAGACCACCUCCCUGAUGAAGAUGAUGUUCGAAAUCAACUUGAAUGCAUGACAGAUGUGUCAUACAAGUUUGGAACUUUUGCUUCUCUUCUCUCGUAAGAUUGGAUUUGAUGAUCUUUUCAUUCAAUUCUUUGAUUGUAGAAUUGCAUACUUCUAGCCAAUAAUUAAUAUCCUCAUUUUGCAUUUCAUGUAUAGAUAGUAAUGCCUCACGAAGAAGAUCUACAAGUCGUUCAAAAAAUACUGAUUGAAGACAUUUUACUUUUUGUCUAAAAUAUCACUGUCACUGAAGUUAAGACUGAAUUUCGAUGACUACGAUUUAUAAAGUGUGCUCGACUAGGAAAAAAUUCCCUCUUAUAAAGGAAAAAUCAGCGUAAGAGAGGUGGAAAAUUUCAAUGUCUGACCAAUGGUGAAAUGGAAAGUUGAUUGAUAUGAAGAGGGGGAAGAUUUUCUAGGAAAAGGGAUGAUUUUUAUCCAAACAAACAUCAUCAUUUCAGCCCAACCAAUGGGAGCUGUGCUUUUAUGGAAUCAUCCAAUCCUAGAUGAAAACGAUCGAUUUUCAUCUGACCGAAAAUCUCUAUUUCAGUCUAUUUCACUGCUUAUCUGUUCAAACCUCCGAUGGCCUGGGAAGAAUUAACUGAGGAAGAAAAAUGCAUGACUGGAUGGCUAGAGAAGACAUAUCAUGGAAUAGCGUGGAGUUCUGGAGAUAUUCCAUAUCACCGUCUCAAUAAUAUUUUAAAAAUCUGUACGCAAGGAGUUGAGAAAAUAUUUAUUAAGGGAGAGCAGAAAGCCCAAUGGAUGAGAAAUAUUUUACCAAACAUAUCAAUAUCAAAUGUGGAAGACUAUGGAUGUCCACCACUUGAAGAAAUACAGAGUCAAAUCCAAUACUUCUGCUUCAAUCACGACCUCUGCAUUUGUAGAAAACCCAUGUGCGCCAUUUAUAACGUCGUUGGAAUACGGACUUGGCUGCUAGAUUACUUGAUUCGUUUGGCCAAGAUGAAGUAGAUAGCAGUAAUGUUAAGAGACCGAAUAUAUGCUCUUGCU